AUGACGGGCGAUUUGGUGGAUCUGUUCACCGGCGGCGGAAAUGUGAAGACGAAGGUGAAGGGAACGGUGGUUCUGAUGAAGAAGAACGUCCUCGAUUUCAACGAUUUCAACGCUUCGUUUCUCGAUCGCCUCCAUGAGUUUCUCGGAAACAAAGUCACUCUUCGACUUAUUAGCUCUGAUCUUAGUGAUCCAGAAGACGGUUCCAAGGGCAAACUAGGGAAGGCUGGUCACUUGGAGGACUGGAUCACCACGAUCACGUCGUUAACCGCGGGCGAAUCAGCUUUCAAGGUCACGUUCGACUACGACAGCGAUUUCGGUUACCCUGGCGCAUUCUUGAUCAGAAACAGCCAUUUUAGUGAGUUUUAUCUCAAAAGUCUCACGCUUGAAGACGUCCCAGGCCAUGGCAGAGUCCAUUACCUCUGCAACUCUUGGGUUUACCCUGCUAAAAACUACAGCAAAGACCGAGUCUUCUUCUCCAACAAGACUUAUCUUCCACAUGAAACACCAGCGACGCUGCUCAAGUAUAGAGAAGAAGAGCUGGUGAGCCUAAGAGGAACCGGAGAAGGAGAGCUUAAGGAAUGGGACAGAGUAUAUGACUAUGCUUACUACAACGAUCUAGGUGUCCCACCAAAUAACCCACGGCCUGUACUUGGAGGCACUCCUGAGUAUCCUUACCCAAGAAGGGGAAGAACCGGGCGAAAACCGACUAAAGAAGAUCCUCAAACCGAGAGCAGGUUACCCAUCACGUCGAGCCUCGACAUAUAUGUUCCACGGGAUGAGAGAUUUGGACACUUGAAGAUGUCUGAUUUCCUUGCUUAUGCUCUGAAAGCCAUUGCUCAGAUCAUCCAGCCUGCGCUUGAGGCCGUCUUCGAUGACACUCCCAAGGAGUUUGAUUCUUUUGAAGAUGUUCUUAAGAUCUAUGAAGAAGGAAUUGAUCUACCGAACCAGGCUCUGAUUGAUAGUAUCGUUAAGAAUAUACCACUUGAGAUGUUGAAGGAGAUAUUCAGAACAGAUGGCCAGAAAUUUCUUAAGUAUCCAGUGCCUCAGGUCAUCAAAGAGGACAAAACUGCAUGGAGAACUGACGAGGAAUUCGCUAGAGAAAUGCUGGCUGGGCUAAACCCUGUUGUUAUUCAACUUCUUCAGGAAUUUCCUCCAACUAGCAAGCUUGACAGCAAAAUAUACGGUAACCAAAACAGUACAAUCACCAAAAGCCACAUAGAACAGAGCUUAGAUGGGCUCACUGUGGAAGAGGCUCUGGAGAAGGAAAGGUUGUUCAUAUUAGACCACCAUGACACACUGAUGCCGUACUUGGGACGUAUAAACACCACCACUACUAAGACUUAUGCAACUAGGACACUUCUGUUCCUGAAAGAUGAUGGGACCUUGAAGCCAUUGGUGAUAGAGCUGAGCUUGCCUCAUCCUGAUGGAGACAGAUUUGGAGCAGUGAGUGAAGUAUAUACACCUGGUGAAGGGGUCCACGACUCUCUGUGGCAGUUGGCAAAGGCUUUUGUGGGCGUAAAUGACUCUGGAAACCAUCAGCUUAUCAGCCACUGGAUGCAGACACAUGCAUCGAUUGAACCAUUUGUGAUAGRCACGAACAGACAGCUGAGCGUCCUUCACCCGGUUUUUAAGCUCCUUGAACCUCACUACCGUGAUACGAUGAACAUCAAUGCACUUGCUAGGCAAAUCUUGAUCAAUGGUGGUGGUAUCUUUGAGAUCACUGUGUUCCCUUCUAAAUAUGCCAUGGAGAUGUCAUCUUUCAUCUACAAGAACCACUGGACCUUCCCCGACCAAGCGUUACCUGCAGAGCUUAAGAAGAGAGGGAUGGCUGUUGAGGAUCCAGAAGCACCACACGGUUUACGUCUGAGGAUAAAAGACUAUCCUUACGCUGUGGAUGGGCUUGAGGUUUGGUAUGCAAUUGAAUCAUGGGUCCAAGACUACAUUUCCUUAUACUACAAGACGGACGAGGAUGUCCAAAAUGACACGGAGCUCCAAGCUUGGUGGAAGGAGGCGCGUGAGGAAGGUCACGGAGAUAAAAAGUCAGAACCUUGGUGGCCUAAAAUGCAAACGCGCGAAGAACUCAUGGAGUCUUGCACUAUAAUAAUUUGGGUGGCUUCUGCUCUUCACGCAGCGGUUAACUUCGGACAGUAUCCGAUCGCGGGUUACCUCCCAAACCGGCCGACCAUAAGCCGUCAGUUCAUGCCAAAGGAAAACACUCCAGAGUUUGAAGAACUUGAGAAGAAUCCGGAUAAAGUGUUCUUGAAAACGAUCACAGCUCAGCUUCAGACACUUCUUGGAAUAUCUCUGAUUGAGAUUCUGUCAACUCAUUCAAGCGAUGAGGUGUAUUUAGGGCAGAGAGAUUCUAAAGAAUGGGCGGCUGAGAAAGAGGCGUUGGAAGCGUUUGAGAAGUUUGGAGAGAAAGUAAAGGAGAUUGAAAAGAAGAUUGAUGAGAGGAACGAAGAUGAGAAUCUGAAGAACAGGAAUGGUCCAGUUAAGAUGCCGUACACUGCUUUGUUUCCGACCAGUGAAGGUGGAGUCACUAACAGAGGAAUCCCAAACAGCGUCUCCAUCUGA
Molecule: messenger RNA, 2574 nt
Organism: Arabis nemorensis
Lineage: Eukaryota; Viridiplantae; Streptophyta; Magnoliopsida; Brassicales; Brassicaceae
Source: the annotation of a GenBank genome assembly